AUGACUAUCGGAGUUCUGAAAUUCGUCCUCAUUAUAUUUGAAGCAAAUCUCUUAAGUGCUCAAGAUGAGAAUCCGGACGAGCUAAACCUCGACGAGAUCCAGAAGAAGCUGCAGGAAUGCAAGUCCUUUUUCAAGAAUAUUGAGUGGGCGUCGUUUGCAAACAACACUGAAUCUGCUUGCCGUUCGAUAGCCCUCAUGAAAAACUGUUUGACGGCGAUAUGGAGCAAGGCGGGCACAUUCGAUAAAAGAGUCCUGGAUAGCUUCCCUGACCUGAAGCAUCUGAGGACCAAGGAUAACUUCUGUGAAAUGUUCAGUACUGGAGGAGAUGGCGAGCUCGUUGGAUCGAUAAGAUGCGUAUUCAAGUAUUACUCGAAAGAUUUCGUAAAGGGCAAUGCACGCGGAUGUAUUCAGUCAAGUAUCGAUGCUGAAUUCUGCUCAUAUUUGAACGAGGAGAUAUUUUGCUUCGCUGCCAUGUACCACUACGUAGACCCCAACUGCACAGGUAGCUUCGAACGCUUCUACAUGAACUACGCCACCUUCCAUAGACAGAACGAGAGAGAAUUCUCCAUUGAUUGCACUUUCGAAUUCAGUUAG
This is a messenger RNA of Helobdella robusta, 594 nucleotides long. RefSeq lists its product as hypothetical. The record is from RefSeq and is a predicted model, not a curated record. Lineage: Eukaryota; Metazoa; Annelida; Clitellata; Rhynchobdellida; Glossiphoniidae. The coding region runs from base 1 to 594 and encodes 197 amino acids. The transcript is spliced from 5 exons.